AUGACGAUCACCCGGCGCCCCCUGCCAAGCCCCCGACCCCCUGCCAGUCCCCGACCCGUCCCCCAUGCUAGCCCCGACCCGCCCCCGUGCCAGCCCCCGGCCCGCCCUCCGCUAGCCCCUGCACGGCACACCUGCAACCGCCCUUAUCGCCACGGACACCACGCAGUCAAAGUGCCAGGUGUGAUGUACAGCGCGAUCCAGGAGCCAAUCCCCGCAGUAGCACCCACACCUCCCGCAGGCGACCCCGUAGAGCUUCCUGCCGCAGCCGCCGCGAUGCAGGUCUCCGAUGCGGACGUUCGCUCUCCAGACCCUGCCUCUGCGCCGCCACGCCCCGCCGCCGCGCCCGCCCGCCCGCCCCGCACAGAACGAGAAGAAUGA
Molecule: messenger RNA, 378 nt
Organism: Penaeus vannamei (Pacific white shrimp)
Lineage: Eukaryota; Metazoa; Arthropoda; Malacostraca; Decapoda; Penaeidae
Source: RefSeq, a predicted model, not a curated record